Dichomitus squalens LYAD-421 SS1 is the source of this 261-nucleotide messenger RNA. RefSeq lists its product as uncharacterized. Gene Ontology annotation, molecular function: zinc ion binding; RNA polymerase II cis-regulatory region sequence-specific DNA binding; DNA-binding transcription factor activity, RNA polymerase II-specific. Gene Ontology annotation, biological process: positive regulation of transcription from RNA polymerase II promoter by galactose. The coding region runs from base 1 to 261 and encodes 86 amino acids. NCBI's taxonomy places the organism in Eukaryota, Fungi, Basidiomycota, Agaricomycetes, Polyporales, Polyporaceae. The transcript has 2 exons. Gene Ontology annotation, cellular component: nucleus. The record is from RefSeq and is a predicted model, not a curated record.
AUGCAGGCGGGAACGAGUCAACAGCCUCAGAAUCAAGAAUCCGAUGACGAUGUCUACGACAUGCCCAGGACACCUCGUCGUACUCCAAUGGCCUGUCAAUUUUGCAGAGGCCGCAAACUGAAAUGCGACGGACGCCAAACUUGUGCCAACUGCCAAAGAAGAGGGAUUCCAUGCACCUAUGUCCCGAUGCAAGUCCAACUUCCGGUUGUUGAUUUCUCAGUCCAGGCUAACCCGAUCCUUGCUACCAGUCCGAAACAAUAA